AUGAAUCCAACUGUUUCUGUACUUGCUCGUUCCGCGUGGAAGGGUCCGUAUUUUGUUCAAUUUUCAGGUCUCCGACAAGCACUCGCCAAAAAAGUCCCACUAAAAACAACAGCACGCGCGUGCACAAUUCUUCCCACAUUUGUCGGCAUCACGUUCCUGGUGCAUAAUGGCAAGAAUUACAUGCCAGUUACUGUGACUGAGGAAAUGGUUGGGCAUAAGUUGGGCGAGUUUUCACCCACGAGAAAAAGAUUCUCGUAUCGGCAGACGAAAAAUAAGUGA
Messenger RNA from Ambispora gerdemannii, 279 nucleotides. The record is from the annotation of a GenBank genome assembly. Lineage: Eukaryota; Fungi; Glomeromycota; Glomeromycetes; Archaeosporales; Ambisporaceae.